GUAUUCCAUCAGUCUGGCGUCAGUAAGAAUGACAGAAUUAUGGCAAACUGAGGGUCUAGGCUGCCAUCAGUAUUGGAUAUGCUGCGAGGUAGGGCGCGUCUGACUUUAUUUAUAGAAGUUUCGCUUUCACGAAGUGCACUGACCCGCCUCAUACAGACCACGUGAAGUAAAGCGACCUUGCGAGGGGAAAGCUACGUAAUCAGCUUCAAACUAUUGCAAUUUCCAUUAAUUUUGAUACGGUCGGUACUACAAAACCCUUUCCAUCUAUAGCGAAGCUAUCGGGCCGGUGUUAUCAGAAAUUGAUAUUGCUAUCAGGGACUUUGCUUCCAUCGGUAUCGUGACAUAACGUGAGCGACUCGUUCUGACGCUUUUCUGACAGUGCGUGUUGCGUGACGUAUGGAGUGGAGUGUGAAAGUAUAUUUUUUUUGGGAUACAGUUAAAAUUUAAAACAAGGGGAUUUCCGUUUGUUUAAUAAUUUACUUGCAACGCAACUAUGUUUACCGUUGGCUAUUGUUCAUUCGUUGCCUACGGUGUGUUAGAUCGUAACUUGAAAGUUUUCUGGUUUUUGGCCAUCAGGACGUGAAUUAGAAACAGGAAAAGGUAUGGGGGGCUUCCUGGGAUCCGCUAUUACCUUUUUGCUGUACUCAGCAAUGGUUUUUGUGGUGAGGCUUGUAGUCUUGUUUGCAACACUUCACGAUGGAUUGAUCUUCGACAAAUUCUUCAGCAGACCUACGCGCACUCAGUACGAUUACAUUAUUGUUGGCGCUGGGACAGCUGGCACGAUUAUUCUUUCGGAGAUGCCAAUAAAUGCUAAUGUGCUUCUGAUUGAGGCGGGGCCUAAAGCCGAUCUAAAUCUCCUUAAUAUACCCAUUCUUUUGCCAACUUUGCAACGCUCCACUCUAGAUUGGUCUUAUCAAACAUCACUGCAACGUGAUGCUUGCCAAGCAAUGGAGGGUCGUAAAUGCCAACUGGCAGCUGGCCGAGGCUUUGGAGGUUCAAACCUCCUGAACAACAUGAUCUACUAUAAAGGAAGCGAGAACGACUAUCGCGGAUGGUUCAAAGAUCCCAGCCUCUAUGACUACGAGAACGAUAUAGCGCCUCUAUUUCGUCAACUGGAGAAUCAACUAGCAGUUUCCGAACUAAAAUUCCGUUCUGAAUUUGGUCGGGCCAUAUCUGAAAUUAAUACAGUUGAUGAGCGGACCGGAAAUGUAUCGUUCUUUACUCCGAAGGUAUUACAGCGGGACGGACUUCGCUGGACGAUGGCUCACCACCUUCGAGCCAAUUUACGAUCAGAAAAACAUGAAAUUUUCUACAAUGCAAAAGCAACCCGUGUUCUCCUCGAGGUGGGGCGACGAUACCGAGUAACUGGAAUCGAAGUAAAAAAGAACAACAAAAUAUUCACAGUGUCGGCGAGAAUGGGCUACAUUCUGACAGCCGGGGCGAUCGGAACUCCUAAAAUACUUCUCCAUUCAGGUAUCGGCAAAUGCCAGGAACUCGUUAAAGUAUCAUUGCCUUGUUAUAUAAAUUUGCGGGGUGUGGGGAAGAAUCUUCAGGAUCACAUUGCCACUGGGGUGGAUCUGAUCACAAUAAAUAAAACCUUAAACCUAUCGCUGAAAGAUGUGCUCCAUCCAAUGAAUGCAGUCGACCUUUUAGCAGGCGAAGGCAGAUCACUAUGGUCAACAGUCGGCUGUGAAGCAUUGGGAUUUUAUAAGCCGCCACAAUUCAAUGGAAGCAGUCAAUCACCUCAAUUAGGUUUUAUGGUAAUACCUAUGGGCGUGUCGUCUGAUGCGGGCGCUUGUAUGCGCAAGAAUAUGAAUAUAGGCCAAAAAGUAUGGGACAGCUACUUCAGCCAUUUACAAGACAGACAUACCGUGUCAAUUCUACCCAUCGUUUUGCAGCCUAAAAGCCGCGGGUUUAUAACCCUCGCAUCAAACAACACCGACGAUCCCCCUAUAAUAAAUCCAAAAUAUUUUUAUAAUCCCCAAGACCUUAGAGUCCUUGUUGAUGGCAUUGGAAUCAUCAAAGAUCAUCUACUAAAGCUUCCGCAACUUAGGAGAUUUGGCGCCCAUAUAACGACCCAUCGCCUACCAGAAUGCGCGGAACACUUCGAUUAUGAUUCCGUUGACUAUUGGGAAUGUUAUGUCAGACAUCUCUCCUUUAGCGUUUAUCACUUAGGAGGAACCUGUCGGAUGGGAGAUCCUAAGAAAUCGGAGACGGUAGUAGAUCGUCAGAACUUUCUAGUCAAAGAAACGGUAAAUUUAUAUGUGGCCGAUGCCUCUGUUAUGCCAAAUUUGCCCAGUGGCAAUUCUAAUGCAGCGGUUGCCCUGAUAGCUAAACAAUUCAUGCGAGUGUUACUUAAAAGGCAUGUCCUUCAAAUGGCAAAAUUGUCGCCAGCACAAAGAAUUUUGUUCAUGGAAGAUCAACAAAAUGUGUAUAAUAAUGAUGAAACAAGACACGAACGAACUGAGCUGUAGAAUUAUAUGAGAUAUAUUUUUUAAAAAGGUUUGUAUUCUUU
Hermetia illucens (black soldier fly) is the source of this 2515-nucleotide messenger RNA. Its product is annotated as alcohol dehydrogenase [acceptor]-like. The transcript has 4 exons. Gene Ontology annotation, molecular function: flavin adenine dinucleotide binding; ecdysone oxidase activity. Bases 603 to 2474 code for a protein of 623 amino acids. The record is from RefSeq and is a predicted model, not a curated record. NCBI's taxonomy places the organism in Eukaryota, Metazoa, Arthropoda, Insecta, Diptera, Stratiomyidae.